AGGAUCCAUCCUUCUCUGGGGAGUGCCUGUUUCACUGGGCUGAGCUAUUGUGGGCUUUAUCAAACAGACGUAAGUAUGGGAAUAACUAAUGUACUCUUCUCUUUCUAAUUCUUUCUUACAGCUCAGCGUGCUGCCAUCCUUUGGGUUUCUUUUUGACAUUGAUGGUGUACUGGUGCGAGGGAAGACUCCAAUUCCUGCUGCAAAAACAGCCUUCCAGAAGCUAGUGAACUCUCAGGGACAGUUCAUGGUGCCUGUGGUGUUUGUCACCAAUGCAGGGAAUUGCCUUCGCCAGGAAAAAGCUGAUCAGUUGUCACAGCUACUGGGAGUUCCAAUUUCCCAGGACCAGGUGGUGAUGUCACACAGUCCUCUGCGGAUGUUCAAGAGGUACCAUGACAAAUGUGUUCUUGUAUCAGGACAAGGACCUCUUCUUGAUAUUGCUCAGGACCUUGGUUUCUGUCAACCUAUUACCAUUGAAACACUGCGGGAGAAACACCCUUUGCUAGAUGUAGUUGACCAUGACAGAAGACCUAACGCUCUGUCCCCCUCUGCUGUGGAACUUCCCAAGAUUGAGGCUGUUGUUUUGUUUGGGGAACCAGUCAGAUGGGAGACCAACCUUCAGCUGAUAAUAGAUGUUUUGCUGACAAGUGGCUACCCUGGAAAUCCCUAUCACCAUGAAAAUUACCCUCACAUUCCUGUGCUUGCCUGUAACAUGGAUCUGAUGUGGGUAGCUGAAGCACAGUCUCCAAGGUUUGGGCACGGAACAUUCAUGGUUUGUCUGGAAAACAUUUACAAGAAGAUCACAGGCAAAGAUCUGAAAUAUGAGGCCCUCAUGGGCAAACCCAGUAAAGUGACCUACCAGUACGCAGAAUACCUCAUCAGGGCCCAGGCAGCAGAGAGGCAGUGGCAGCACCCCAUUCACACCCUGUAUGCUGUCGGAGAUAAUCUCAUGACUGAUGUCUAUGGUGCUAACCUUUACAAUCGCUAUCUUGAAGAGAACUCCAGACAAGGUUCAAAAUCCUGGGUUCAGGCCAAAGCUGCUGGUGGCAGGGGACCCACCGCGCUCUCUCAGGAUGAGGAGAUAGACAACAGUUGGGAGAAUGAGUUAGCAUCCGCAGCUGCUGCCCACUGUAGGUCUGUUCUUGUUUGUACUGGUGUUUACAACCCACACACCGAGGUGCCCUUGGAUACCAGGGUGAGCAUAGCUGAAAUGGUGUUCCAUGGCCACAGAGAUUUUAGAUUUGAGCCUGGGUUAGUAGAACCAGAUCAUAUUGUACCAGACAUUGAUGCUGCCGUAGACCUGGUCUUCCAGCUGGAGAACUUUGCACCUUACUGAAAUGACAUGAUUUCUUAAGGACUACUCAGUGCUAUGCUUUUCUUCCCACAGACCAAACUGUGCUUUAAAAUCAUGCCACAAACUGCUGCUUUCUAAAAUUUUUAAGUUUUACAUGAAUACAAUCUUAUAUUAAGUAAACUUAGGUAUAUUAAUUUGCUUAAUAUAAGUAUAUUAAAUAUCUACAGUGCUUUUUAAAGUACUUGGAAAUAUGUCAUUUGUUGCUUUAGUUGCCCUUUAUUCUCCUCCUUUUAAUUAUGUUAGGUAUUUUAAUAGCAAUUUCUCAUAGUAGCUUAUGCAUGUUACUGGUAUCUCAAUUCCCAUGUGACAGUACCUUCUGUUUAUGGAAGAUUCAGCUUCCAGGAACUGGGAUCUUGAGAGAAUCGGCCCAUGGGGCUGGGGUUGUUCACACGCUUACAAACUGGCAGGUACAGAGCAUAUGUUUUGCCACUUGGGAUUCUGCAGCUAGUGAGUACUUUUUCUAAUUAGAGCAAAGUCAACUCUGUUCUGCUUUGUACUUGCUCACAUACAACCCUGCAGCCUUUCUCUUUACCUGUCUUCUCAUGUGUCUGGAGCUGCUACAGCUUCUCCCCACUCUGACAUGUAAAGCCUUAAUGGAAAUGCGCUUUUAAGAUGGAGAAGGCAGACUUGUGAACACCAGUUUUGAAACUCCAACUAAGCUGAACACAGUCAUGUAAGGAAAGCAGCUAACGUUGGGUGCCUUGUGUGGCAGAAUACCUGGCCUUUUGUCUUUGCCUUUUUAUCUUCACGUUUUGGAGGAAUUUAGGAUUUUAGAAAGCUUCAGCAAUUAUGUUUCAGGCAUUUCUGUCAGUUGGACUUCUCCAUGGAAUGAGUGACUACUGUUUGGGUAAAAAGUGCCUAGUAAUUUACUUGAAGCUUCAUACCACUGUGGUAAUUACCUGGCCUUUAGUGUAAUAUAUUUCAUCUUGUGUCUGUUACAUGUUUGUUGGUUCAUGAAUUUUAUACCUGUUCAUUUAAAAAAAAAUAA
Neopsephotus bourkii (Bourke's parrot) is the source of this 2339-nucleotide messenger RNA. RefSeq names its product haloacid dehalogenase-like hydrolase domain-containing 5. Lineage: Eukaryota; Metazoa; Chordata; Aves; Psittaciformes; Psittacidae. The transcript is spliced from 7 exons. The coding region runs from base 89 to 1333 and encodes 414 amino acids. Gene Ontology annotation, biological process: glycerophospholipid biosynthetic process. Gene Ontology annotation, cellular component: mitochondrion. The record is from RefSeq and is a predicted model, not a curated record.